AUGAGCGACGUGGAUCUCAACCAAGGGCUUGUGCUCUCGGCUCUCGGCAUCACCGGAGCAUUGUUCGGCUUUGCGACUUCUCAGUUCGUUUACUACAUUCAAAAUUACUGGCGCCAUGAUAGACUAUUGUUAAGGAUAGUUGUACCUCUAGUUUGGGGCCUGGAUCUGUUUCAUCUCGUCCUUUAUGCCUACACCAUAUUCCAGGUCAUCGUCUUUGCGCGUUCUAACACUGCCAGCGGUCUCGUGCUACCUUGGACGGGGAAUGCUCAGAUCCUCGUUAACGCCUGUCUGGUUGCCGCUGUUCAAGUAUUCUACCUGCAUAGGAUUUGGGGACUCAGUAGGCAGCUUAUCCUGGUCAUAGUUUUGGGCAUUGUAUCCGCUGCGAACCUUGGCCUCGGGAUAACCUUGAUGGCUCAGACCCUGAUAAUUGUUUCUGUAGCUGGACUACCAACGUUGAGUAAAUUCGAUGUCGCCCUGAGUUCUGUCACUGCAGCCUCGGACAUAUUCAUCACAAUCACCCUCGUCGUGUUGCUCUUGAUGUCAAGGAGAAAGGGAUCGAGGAACAAUCGCUUGAUAAACAGACUGAUGUUCUAUCCCAUCAACACCGGAUUCCUGACUAGCCUCUGCGCUAUUCUGUCUCUCAUCAUGAUCACCACUAAGAAGGGCACCAAUUUCUAUGUGUUCUUCUACUACAUCGGUACAAGACUGUAUACGAUCUGCAUGAUCGCCAGUCUGAACGCUCGUGAAAGUCUGCGCAACGACAUGGCAGACGCUGCUGGUAUCCACUCCAUCCCGGCCAUCCGCACACAUCCACAGCACACUACGAGCAGACUGGCAGGCUUGAGGAAAUAUUCGUUCUUCGCCACCCAGCCAAGCUCCCGGAGCGGAAGUGAGAGUCACAGUGGUGACGCCCCCGCCGUCCUGGGGGCGCAACCAGCCCCAGGAGGCAAGGCUCGUGGCCUCGGCGAAGGACAUUCCGCCGACGACUUGCGACGCGUUCAUGCCUUUUCGCUCCUCCCGAAGUCGUGA
Messenger RNA from Dichomitus squalens LYAD-421 SS1, 1029 nucleotides. RefSeq lists its product as uncharacterized. The coding region runs from base 1 to 1029 and encodes 342 amino acids. The transcript is spliced from 22 exons. The record is from RefSeq and is a predicted model, not a curated record. NCBI's taxonomy places the organism in Eukaryota, Fungi, Basidiomycota, Agaricomycetes, Polyporales, Polyporaceae.